AUGACCGAGUACCACGAGACAUUUGGUCUCUCAGGCGCAGGCUCCCCGACUGGCAUCAUCUGCAUCAUCUACAGCCUCGGUCAGAUCGCCGCCUUCCCGGUCUGCGGUCUGCUGGCUGACGGCCUCGGCCGUCGCUGGUGUAUCAUGAUCGGCUGCUUUAUUGUCGUUGUUGGGACUGCUAUCUAG
Cyphellophora europaea CBS 101466 is the source of this 186-nucleotide messenger RNA. RefSeq lists its product as uncharacterized. Gene Ontology annotation, molecular function: transmembrane transporter activity. The record is from RefSeq and is a predicted model, not a curated record. Gene Ontology annotation, biological process: transmembrane transport. Gene Ontology annotation, cellular component: membrane. Bases 1 to 186 code for a protein of 61 amino acids. Lineage: Eukaryota; Fungi; Ascomycota; Eurotiomycetes; Chaetothyriales; Cyphellophoraceae. The transcript has a single exon.